AGCCUUCUCUUUCCCUCUUUCGAGCUCUCUGAUCUGUGGAGAUCUAAGCUUCGAAGAGAUAACCAAAGUUUCUCACUUUUUCGAUAUUAGUCCCUCAGUUUAAUAGUUCUUUUGAUUAUUACCUCAUUAUUUUAUAAAAUGAUCAUUUAGUGCAAGAAGAUGUAUGCUCAUACGUGGGCUUUGUCAUGAAGUUGGAGGCUUGGAGCUGGGCUUCGACGAUUUGUCCAGAUGACUAACUGGCGGUAUUGAGUUACAACACUACAACCAAGAUUUUUUUUUUGCAUAAAAUUUAAUACAAUUAGGGGAUGUUAUGGGUUUGGGAAGUUUAGUAGAAUUGAAUAUAACCGUAAUUAGGACUCUUUAAUGGAUCUGAGUGGAUUCUUCAAUCGAUGAGAAGGAUUUAAAUAGAAUGGGUUGAAAUACAUUUUAAUUUUUGUGAAGGAUUUUAGUGGAGUUCAUUUCCAUAUCAACAAUAAAAAGAAUAGCAAAAUUAUUAUUAGAAUAUCUUUGCAAAUCAAUAAAACUAAGUUGUUGUAAAAACCUAAGUAAUUGUAUCUUUCAACAUUUCUUCGUUCAUUGCUUCUUUCCCGAUAGUAGCACUUUUUUUUUUCUGAUCUUAUGUCUCCAAAAUUUCUUCAGCAUUUUCAGAAUCAUCUCUUCUCUGGCAUUGUUGCCUUCCAUAUUUUGUUUGCGUGCAUAGAAUAUAAACAAUAGGCUCCAACAAACUUGCAUAAAAUAUAUACAAUUAAUUCUAACAAACAUCCAUGUUAUCUAACUAUUGAAAAGGAUAUUGUGUAUGGAAAGUUUCAUUUGGCUACAAUAUUAUUAAACCAAAUAGGCAAAAUAGAGAGUCAAAACAAAUGUGGCCAACGAUCACACAAAGACAUGAGAACCGAGCAAUUCCACAAAUCGGACAAUGGCAUUAACCCCCAAUUCGAUGUUAAGGAAGCUGUCCACUGCAUUGUCUCUGCACCGGAAAAAAUCAAUUUCCUGAAAAGUACCCCAUGAAGUAGCAAAAAUGAGGUGGCUAAACAUGUUCCUCUUUUGUUGGACAGAAAAUCAUCUGUGGUGUGACGUAUACUAGAAAAUGAUAACUUAUAAUUUCUAUAGCUAUAGGGGUAAAAUCCAGUGCACUAAAUAAUGCAGAUUUAAACUCCUCAGCUUCAACAUAUAGAUAAAUAUACUGAAGUUGCAUUUCUGAAACCACAAACCUACGAAUUCUCAUCCCCGACGGAGUUCUCCUAGUAAAAAGAUUACAAAAGCGUGAAAAUCUUCAUCUAUCACCAACCCACAGACCGUUAAGAAGUGUAAACAAUCGCUAAGGCGAAAGAUAGUCAAAUUGUCUGUUAGAGUAUCAAGGUGCCUCAAAUUGAGAAACAAGUGAACCAGACUCAAGAACUUUGUUCUAUUUAAUAGACCAGCAAUCUGAAAUCUGUCUAUUUUAGAGAAGAUAAAAGACUUCGCUAGGUUUUCGAGAAGAGUGAUGUUGUUUUUUUUUCUUAUAGGGUUUAUCAGGUUUACAAAAACCAAGAUUAUUGCAAUUUUAACUAAUCAAAGUCAUGAAUAGAGGACAAAACAAGUAGUUUGAUACCUUACAUUUUUUCUGAAGAAAUAUCAUAUUGUAUAUGGUUAUUGAAAAUGAAAGCUUCCAUUGUUGUUAUACUUUUAUAUUUAUAAUAUGACACCAUCACAUGCCCGACUGCAAAUGAGCUGCUCUAGGAAAAUUAUUUGAUUAGUUUGCAAUUAUCUUUGUUUUCUUAGCUGUUAGUUUAUAAUCUUCUGAAUACAACGAGGCACGAUAACUUGAUGCUAUUUGGGUCGCAAUUUGAAAAUACUCACCUGAAAUACGCAAACCUGUGUGUUUUAAAUAAGUAGCGAUUGGACAUGUAGAACCGGUAUUUAAAUUCGGUUAAAGAAACCAGAUCAGUUUUCCCGGUAUAUUAUAGAGAAAAAACGGGAGUUGCUUUUCAGCCGUCCAAUCUAAUAUGGACGGUCGCUUAUUUUUGACCAUACAUAUCAAAUCAGACAAUCACUUCUCUCUCUGUUAAGUGGGUAAUCGUAGCCGUACAGUUUAUCGGGACCUGCAAUGCUCAGAUUACGACACGUAAGCGGAGUAUUGGAUUAGUUAUGUGUCAUGGACAGUGUCCCACAUAGUAUGCGAAUACUAGGUUUGGUGGGGGCUUCUUUUAGCUUACGUGUCUACUCUUUAUCGUUUCUUCCUCUGAUAUCCAAUUCUGUUUGUUUUUUUAGUUGCCCAUAUUAAUAUUCUUUUUUUUUAUAAUCAUAAAUAUAAUUCCUGUGAAACAUUCCAUUUCUUUAUUUCUUAAAAAUAGUUAAAUCCUAAAUUAUGAUACCUAACCUUGAAAUUAAAAUCUAAAUCUUAAAUUAAAUCAUAAAUCCUAUGAACUAAACUCCAUAUCCGAUAAUGGUUAUUUUUAUUAAUUUGGAACAAUUGCUCUGUUCAUCGUUUACUAUACAGAAUAACAUAUACGAAUAUUAGUAUAUAGAAGAAAAUAACAUAAUAUACGCAAAUUAGCCAAUUAUUAUUCAUAUAUAAUGUACCUUUUUAUGUAUAAAGAUUAAAGAGAUAGAGAGAGGCUGAAAGGCACAUGGAGCGCACGAACAUAAUUUAGGAGAUAAUUAUGAUGUAUCACGUCGCUCUAGGUGCCACGAGUGUGUUUGAUCAUCUGACUUUGAUUUAAGAAAACGAAUAGUAAACAAAAGGAUCAGAGCUUAUAAGUUAUAACUUUCCAGUUACCUAUAUUCUAGAACUAGUAAGUAUAAUUAUUAAUCUACCGUACACGAGUGUGGUAAAAAAAAAGAAGUAUCAUCAUCCUCUAUGAUUUAGUAAAGUAUUGCAGGAAAACAAAAAAAAAAACGGAUAUUUAAUUAAAAAAGUUUAGUUAUUGAUUAUUGAACGUAAAUAUGAAUGGGUUGAAUAAAAAUAUCAAAUAUCUUAUCAUUAUCUUUUGUCGAUAUUUUAGGUUGUAGAUAUCUUAGCUUACACUUGGUUUACACAAAAUAACUAACCACAGGAACAUUACAAAUUUACAAUUUUAUCUUUUCUCAAUAGCUAAAAUUACAAAUUUUCAUUUUUAAUAUAAGAAGUAUAUCUAAAUGGUUUCUUCAUGAAUGUACAUAGUUUGGAUCAAUGUUUUAUUUUUUCACAAGCUGGAUGUGCUGUUGAAUUAAAAUUUAUUAUGAACAAAAGAAUGUAAUAAUAGUAACUAUUUUAUCUGCAUUUUCAUGAUAUAUAAUAAUUCAAUAGCUCGCAAACUAAUAGUGAAGCCCCACUUGGCUUUUCAGUCAUACUGUUUGGACUCUCGUCAAAGUCCAAGUUCGUUCGAAGAACACCUUUACCCCUAAAUCCAGGGACAUCCUUUUGACACAAAAAGAAAUUUUAAACAGCACCAAAAUUAUUAAAUUUAAAAGAAAAAGUUUUGGCUUUUAAUUAGCUGUUCAAAAUUUUCUGUGUUUUUCUUUGCCUUUUUUGAGAAAUGUAAAGAAAUUCUCCAUUCCUAAACUCAAGAAAGCCUCGAUCACAUGGAACUUGACAAAAGUUUUCACCCAAAAGUGUUCAAUAGUGCAAUCCCAUAUCAAUUUGAUUUGUCAUAUCAUAUGUUUUUUCUCUCGUAUCAUAUGUUAAUAUGAAUCAUUUACCCUAUUUCAAAAACACACAGUAUUGUUUUCUUUCUCCGAGUUAUUAAGGAAAAUUUAUAUUAACUUCGUAUCUCUCAACGACUACAUGAAUCCAAUAUCAAUCAAAUGUAUACACUUGUUAGUAAACAGUUGUAAGAAUACAUGGAACUAUAACCAUUUAACUAAUGCGGUGUUUUUUUUGUAAUCUCAUAACGUUAUGACCUGCAAUACUAGUUAUGAAAUUUAUAAGAAAGGAAAGUGAUAUGCGUCUUGAUAAUUUAUAAGAAAGGAAAAUGAUCUGCGUCUUUACGUAAUUAUAAUCAUGAUUCAUGAACCAACUUAUAGUUCCACAUGAAGUUGAUAAUAUGAGUCAAAUGGAAGGCUAGUCCAACAUGAAGUUCAUAAUAUGAGUGGAUGAGUCAAGGGUCGUCAGAUUCAUAUAUAGCUUAAACUUGUCUUUAACCCCAAUUCUUAAAAGGGAUGAAGAAUAUUAAUAAAUACACCAAACUAAACAUUUAUACUUUGUUAUAAUCAUUGCAUUUUAGAACUCUAUGUAAUUUGCGGAUAAGAAUUAUUCCUCUCUAAUAUAUUAUUGGAGUUCUCAUACAAAUCAUUCCUAGCUAUGCAGAUUGUUUAGUUCAUAUGGUAUCCUAUAAAUAUGCACAACAAUUUUAUUUUCAGAAAAAUAGAUAUCGUUAUUAAUCCUUGCGCACGACAUUUUUGUUGUGUUUGGUAAAUUGUAUUGCUAACACCCCCACCCCGGAAGAUAGUGACAGCGGUUAUCAUGGUCCGACCACGGUUAUAUUACUGAUGUAUUAGUCAAAAGAUAAAAUUCUAAAGAGCCAAAAUGUGUAGAACUAUAUAAAAUAUUAUUUGUUUGACUGACUUUUAUAAGAAAAUAAUAUAAUUUUCAUUCCCAAUGCCAUUUAGCAAUGUGCAAAAAAGCUUCCCAACAAUUGUCACAGUUGCAAGCCUUAAUACAAGGAGAUCAUCACACUUUUGUACCGUAACCCCCAUUCGGUUAAAAGGCAAAACAUUUAAUUCAAAAGAAGUUAUAUUUUACGUCGCUCAUGUGACAUAAAAGGAGAAAAAAGAGGAGAAUUUGGCUAAUCUUAUGGCUUACGAGACCUUUUCAGCUAAAAGUAUUAUAUCAAAAUAUUCUUGGUAAGAAGUAAAUUUAGCAACACUAUACUUCUUUUACCUGCCCGUUUGUAGUUAAUAGGAACCAUACCCUAGGUUUGAUAGACGUAUUAUCAACCCACAACGUACCAAACGCAAUUCUUCUCGCUCACUUGAUAAUUAAGUUUAACUAAAAGUCUCUAGUCUUAAACCCAGAGCCGGCCUUGAACAGAAGCAGGUGAAGCAAGUGCUUCCGGCCGCAUUCUAUUAAGUACUAAUUCAGCCGCAUUUUUGUCAAAAGUCUCUUUAGCAUACUUGGUAAACGCACUGUUACAACCGCGAUGAGGUCAUGAGUUCGAACCCAGUCGGCCACAUAAUUAUUUUUGGCUUCUAGCCUCCACAUAUCUAGGACCGGCUCUGCUUAAACCGAUCGAAGUUCGAUGUUAGGGCUCAUGGUAAAUUUUGAAUUAUUAAUUACAUUUUUGAACUUCAAGUUAAAGUCGUUUUUUAAAGUUAAAGCCGUGUUGUAGUUGACUAUGAACAAUUUUCUUGAUUUCAUGUUUGUCGGUAAGACAUUAAUUUCUUUAUGCAAUCACAUAUGAGGAAUAACUACUCAAGCUCGUGUGUACCUAUAUAAUCCUAGAAAAUUACAAACACAAAGAGACUAAGGGUCCGAUUGGUAAUGGCUGUAACUUUAAAUAUUUUGCUGUAGAAAAAAAUCUACAGAUUUUUUGCUGUGGCUUUAGAUUUUAUUGCUGUAGAAUUUUAUUGAAACACUAAAAAAUUGCUUUGGAUAUUUGGCUCUGCAGAGCACUUGUACAGCUGUAGGAUAUUUUAAGAGCUGUGGUUUCAAAAAAAAAUUUAAAGCUUGAUUGCUCUGAAUUUGAUGCUGUGGAAAUAAAUAGGAAUGUGAACAGCACCUACAGCAACUACCAAUCACCCCCUAAGACUGUUGUUCAGUUGUGUUUGUUUUCAUACAAGGACAUCGAUAUAAAAAUGUCCACUGAGAUAUUAAAUUAAAAACCACAUUUAACCACUCCCAUUGAAUAAUCAUUACAAGAUGACAAAAAAUCUAUAUAUUCUCAUUUCUAUUUCUGCUUAAAAUGCGGUCACCAUGUGAUUUGACCAGGGGGCAUCUAUACAGGUAAGUUAAUUACAUUGGUACUUUAUAAUUGAGUAACCAAACUAAACCACAUUAAAAUGUGAAAGGAAAAAACUAGAAUGUUCAUGUCGCUUGCUUGUCCGUUGUAAUAUUUUUAUUUUGCAUUUUUUUUUGGGGAGAAAGUUAAGCUUGCUGAAUUUUAAAUAUACUUCAAAUUGUUGAUGAAAUUUGUUAAGAAUUCAUGGCACCUUAGUCCUUAGAAAAAUUAAUUUCUACACAACCUAUUGUAAUUAGCAAUGCAUAUCACCUCAAAUAUAUACCAUUUAAAUGAUCCAUUUCUUUUACGUAGACCCUUGACCUUUAGGUUAUGAUAUAUAUGUAGGGUUAUUAUGCACAUUGCACGUGACCACUAAGCAGAUUACUUGAGUUAAUUAAUUAGCUUCAUUCUAGUGAAAUAAAAUAUCCAAAUAGCAUGAUGUAAUAUAUACAUCACAAAGUGUUCUUUUAACAAAUAUAUUCUAUUUAUAUAUUCUUAUUCUUUACUCUAAAUCAAGAUUGGUUACUGUGACAUUCCAGAUUUUGGAUUGGUUCCAAUGAUUUUUGGCCUCAUUCUUAGGCUUGCAUAAGUAGCCAUCCGUACAUAAUACACGUAUAUAUAUACACUGAAUGUACACAGUAAAAAGUUAAAGACUCUAACCAGUGAACUAUAAUGGCAAGAAAACAGACUAAGAAGACCAGACAAAGCUGUUUAAAAUCGGUUUAAUUUAUAAAUAAAUCUUAUAAAAAUCCAACCAAUGUUCCAACGUUAAUUUAUUUCUGUCGCUGACGCUUAAAUAAAAUAUCUUGGAAAACGAGGAAAAAAAAAGGUAGUCUUAAAGCAGUUGAAUCAAAAGUGAAGUCUCUCUAUCAAGUUCAAUGUCUCUCUAUUUAUAACAUCACUUCACUUCCAUUCCCAAACAACACUCAUCAUCUUCUUCAGUCAGAACCAAAGCAAAAAGAAGAAACUUAAUCAUAGCACAUCUUCAACCAAAACCCUAAAAGAAGGCUCCUUUCAAGAAAACUAUUUCUUCAUCAUCAUGUCAACUUCCAAAACCCUAGAUCAUAUUAAGCCAUAUGAAACAUCCCAAACUCAAAUGGGGUUUGCUAUAAUCAACCAGAACACAGCCAACACAACCACAACCACAACUGGAGAGAGACGAGGCCGGAGAUCAAAGCAAGCAGAGCCAGGGAGGUUCCUAGGAGUCAGGAGACGUCCAUGGGGUCGUUACGCAGCUGAGAUCAGAGAUCCAACCACCAAAGAACGUCACUGGCUUGGCACUUUCGACACUGCUCAUGAAGCCGCUCUUGCCUACGAUAGAGCAGCUCUUUCGAUGAGAGGCACUCAAGGUCGAACUAACUUCGCCUAUACUCCAACUGAUGUUCACACCAUCCUCACAAACCCUAAUCUCCACUCUCUCAUCGUCUCUCCUUACAACAACAACCAAUCUUUCUUACCAAACUCUUCUCCACAGUUUGUCAUUGAUCACCAUCCUCAUUAUCAAAACUAUCAUCACCAUCAGCAACCUAAACAUAUACCCACCGCUUCUUUCAAAACUCCGGUUCGUCAUCAAAACGCAGAUAUUCAAGCGUUUAGCUCUAGUCCUCAAAACUCAUCUUCUAACGGCUCGUUAUCUUCUUCACUAGACGAAGAACACAACUUCUUUUCUUUCGAUGGAAGUAACUCCAGUAACAACUCGGGUUACUUGGACUGCAUUGUCCCAAACCAUUGUCUUAAACCACCUCCGGAAACCACCACUACCCAAAGUAAAACCGGAGCUGGUUUCACAACUCCAGCAAGCAAGGCCUCUGACUCAUACGGAGGAUUUAAUAAUAGUUACUUUGAAGAUGGUGAUAUGAUGAUGAAUCAUCAUCAUGAGUUUGGUUCGUGUGAUCUUUCUGCCAUGAUAACUAACUAUGGUGCCGCUGCUUCAGUGACAAUGAAGCAGCAAGAUUUCUCUUCCGCGUCUUCUUCUAUCGCUGCUUUUGGAGAUGUUGCAGACACUACUGGCUUCUACUCGCUCUAUUAGAAGUAGAACAUUCAUUUUGAUGUUUCUGUUUUAUUUUUAUAUUUAUGUAAUAAUAUAAUAAGUAUUUACGUUAUUCCAUGAGAAUUUGCAUUUUGUUAACAGCAUGUUAUGGACUUUAUUAUACAUAUUCUGCUUAUUUGUAUCAUGCACCAUAUAUAAGGUUAGCUUACCAUGAAGUUUUGUUUUUCUUUCUUUUUAUUUUGGUAAUUUUUAAGUUGUGGUUUUGAAAAGAAAAGAAGAGUUGUGGUUUUGUUUAGCAAAAGGUAUUAUUGCUAGUUGUAUUAAAGACCUUUGUUUUUGUCCAUGCUUCUUCCAACACACUCAUUAGGUAUAUAAAGAUGUUGUGUGUAUAAUAAUGAAAUCGAAUGAAUUACUCAAAAAGGAUAUUUGACUAGAAUACAUACGCUCGGUUAUUAUAAACUUUCAUGACAAUUGUAAAUUUGGCAUUAGUAAGAAUAUAAGAUAUAUAUGAUGGAAAAAAUAUUAAGAUUAAAGAUAGGGGAUUUGGCAUAAAAUUUUGCAUGUUUGUUAAAAGUAGUAUAACUAAAGUGAGAUGGACUUUUAGUGAAGUAGCAUGAUGGUGUUUUUGGUCUUUGGACAACAUGUGUUUUGGUCAUGACUUGUUUGGUCUUUAACUGCACAAUCACUGUUUCAUGUCUCCCUCCUUUUGCCUUAACUUUUGUCAACACCAACUCAACAUCACAACUCUUUUCUUCUUCUUAAAUCUGUUUAAGGUUUUGACUUUCUUUCAUAGAACUCGAUUAGUUCCCUUUCCAAUGCUGAUCAAAUUCACUUUAUUUGUUAAAUCAUCAGACCCAAUCAAAGCUGUUAUAUAUAUCAAACACACACUCACAUAUGUGUAUAUCUAUAUAAUGUACUUAACUAAGUCUACCGUAACUCGUAUGUAUUAAAGCUAGUUGCAUCUUUGUACAGCCUUAAUUAUGGUAGAUCGUUUGUAACUCAGAGAAAAAAAACAUUUAAUGAUUAGUAGUAGUUUUUGGGUUGUUGAAAGCUUUUUGUUGUGAUGUUUCAGUGGCCAAACCCAUGAUUAUGAAUUUUCUGUUGUUUGAGUAAAACUAGACGCAACGAAAAAACUACACACAAAGAACGAAGUACGAUAAUUACUGACUUCUACUUCCACAUUAACAGUGAUCCCGAGAUCUGCUCUGUUCUGCCUUUUUCAUUCUAUUUCUCUUCCAUGUUGCUGUUCCAAAAACAACUGGAUAUCGGAUUGUGCUAUUAUUGCGUUUGCAUUUACUAUUCAACAUAUUAAUUUUGUUUACCCCUAGAAAUGAAAAAUAGUCUUAUUAGUGUAGUUAUUUUGUCAAAUCUUAUGUACAAAUUGCAAAUGCAAAAAAAAAAAAAAAAUCACAUUCAAGUUUCUGUUGUGCAUGAAAUGAAAAUUUACAAUUAUUUUUAAAAAGGUUUAAUCAAAAUGUUUUUUUUUACAACAUGUUUAAUAAAAAAAUUAAAAUAUGUACUCUCUUGAAAAUAACAUGGGAUUUAUAAUAUAAUCUAAAAUGUAAAUAUGAAAACAAACGCAAUCAAAAAUAAAAAUCUGACUCUUAAUUCCCAUAUUCCAUAAACUAACAAGGGAUCUUCGUGAAUAAUUUCAUUUAUUUAACAAUAAUCGUUUCGGAAAGUACAAAAAAAAAAGAGAUAAACA
This is a messenger RNA of Brassica rapa (field mustard), 9592 nucleotides long. RefSeq names its product ethylene-responsive transcription factor ERF086. The record is from RefSeq and is a predicted model, not a curated record. Lineage: Eukaryota; Viridiplantae; Streptophyta; Magnoliopsida; Brassicales; Brassicaceae. Gene Ontology annotation, molecular function: DNA binding; DNA-binding transcription factor activity. Gene Ontology annotation, biological process: regulation of DNA-templated transcription.